Molecule: messenger RNA, 1194 nt
Organism: Melitaea cinxia (Glanville fritillary)
Lineage: Eukaryota; Metazoa; Arthropoda; Insecta; Lepidoptera; Nymphalidae
Product: visual system homeobox 2-like
Exons: 9
Coding region: 1-1194 (397 amino acids)
Biological process (GO): regulation of transcription by RNA polymerase II
Cellular component (GO): nucleus
Molecular function (GO): sequence-specific double-stranded DNA binding; DNA-binding transcription factor activity, RNA polymerase II-specific
Source: RefSeq, a predicted model, not a curated record
AUGCAAGCGAUGAGCGCAAACGCAAGCGCGCCGAGAGCGCCGCAACGGUCGCCCUUCGCGAUACAAGAACUGCUGGGCCUCUCCGACAACCGGGACAGCCGCGACCGGUAUUUCGAGAGCCGCGACGGCGAUAGAGUUCUGAACUUAUCGGAGAGCAGGGAGCCCCGGUCGGCGUACACGCCUCAGUUCCCGCUGCCGGCCUCUGUGGCGAGUAGAGUCGCGUACGCGGCCGCGUUCAACGCACAGGCGGCCGUUGCCGCUGCCUUCCUGCCCGGACCUCCGCUCUUACACCCACCGCCUGGUUUCCCGCAAAUAAAGUCGCCCUACAGUCCCUCCGCGCAGCCUCACCUCACAGCUGUUCGACAAUUUUAUUCAGGAGUGUCGUCACUAGAAGCAGCGAAGGACUUCACCGUCGACGGCCUCACCGGGUACAACGGCAAGAAAAAGAAGAAAAAACGUAGACAUAGCCGGACCAUCUUCACCUCCUACCAGCUGGAUGAGCUGGAGAAAGCCUUCAAGGACGCCCACUAUCCAGAUGUGUACGCCAGGGAGAUGCUCUCGCUGAAAACUGAUCUUCCCGAAGACAGGAUACAGGUGUGGUUUCAAAACCGGCGAGCCAAGUGGCGCAAGACGGAGAAGUGCUGGGGCCGGUCCACCAUCAUGGCGGAGUAUGGCCUCUACGGCGCCAUGGUGCGGCACUCCCUCCCUCUACCAGAGACUAUCCUCAAGAGCGCCAAGGAGAAUGACAACGUCGCGCCCUGGUUACUCGGUAUGCACCGCAAGUCGCUGGAGGCGGCGCAGCACCUCAAGGAGUCGGGGUCGGAGCGCGAGGGUUCCGAGGCGGAGGCGGAGCGCGCGCCCUCCGCCUCGCCACACCGACACGACAACCAUGACACCCAGGCGCAGAGUUCCCCAGGAAGCAGCACGACGGCGUCGUCAUCGGCCAAGGGCAGAACAUCGCCAGACGGUCGCGAGUUGUACGAGGACCCUGAGGCCUUCCGUAACAAUAGCAUCGCCUGCCUCCGGGCGAAGGCUCAGGAGCAUCAGGCGAGGCUGCUCUCGAACAAUCUACUCCUUCAGGUGCGCGGUCUCCAGCGAGCGAGCGGCGCGCCGAGCGCGGCGGAGGACGACGGCCCCGCCGACAUCGACGUGGGCACCGAGCCGUCCCCGCUGGACGCGGCGCGCCUCUACUGA